UGAGCCAAGCCUUCACUGUAGUAGGAUUCGUAAAUCCAUUUUGGCGAUCUGUGGGGUGUUGUACUGCCGUUUUUUUACCAGCAGCGGACAGCAGCAAGCAGCAACAGUCUCUCCAGAGGUGGAUGUGGAUGUAUGUGGGAUUGAAUCCGGGCGAACUGGGCUGCCACUGUGGUAGAGAACAGCACAGAACUGAUCCAAUAGCGAAACAUGGCUACUGAGACGAUAUCAGCCUGCACCGGAUCCGACUUACUACAGCCAAUAAGCGAGAUAACCAACCUUCCGUUAGAUCAGGUGAACUUCGUAGUAUGUCAGCUCUGUGCCCUGCUCACGGCCGUGUGGUUCAGGCUCUAUCUGCACCCCAGCAAGACCAGUCCUUUUGUGCGGCAUGUGGUGGCCACAUUGCUGGGCAUCUACUUUGCCCUCUUCUGCUUUGGCUGGUAUGCUCUUCAUUUCCUGCUCCAGAGCGGCAUUACUUAUGGCAUAAUGAUUCUGACCGGAGUUGAGCACAUGCACAAAUAUUGUUUGGUGGUCGCCUUGGGUUAUCUAAGCUUCUGCCAAAUCACCCGGGUUUACGUCUUUGAUUACGGAAUGUACUCUGCAGAUUUCACAGGGCCGAUGAUGGUCAUCACACAGAAGAUAACCAGUGUGGCUUUUGAGAUCCAUGAUGGAAUGGCAAGGAAAGAAGAUCAACUAAACCAAGGUCAAAAACUGUUGGCCAUAAGACGGAUGCCCAGUUUAUUGGAGUACUUCAGUUACAACUGUAAUUUCAUGGGGAUUUUGGCUGGUCCCACCUGCUCCUAUAACGAUUACAUUGCCUUCAUCGAGGGCACCCCCUAUCGCCACAGAGACCUUGAGACCAAAGGAAAAGUCAAUGGGAAGAGCAGACUGAAUGACCCUUCACCAAAUACAGAGGUCAUCCGGAAACUGGCCACCUGCUUCAUCUCACUGCUGGUCUUCCUCUCCGUCUGCAAAGUCUGUCCUGUGGAGCGUAACGUUGAUGAUGAUUUUAUUGCCACCACACCCUUCUAUGCUCAGGUGGUCUACCUGUAUUUGUCCAUGCUGACCACCCGGCCUAAAUACUACUUUGUUUGGACUCUGGCUGAUGCCAUCAAUAACGCAGCAGGAUUUGGAUUUAAUGGCUAUGACAGUAAUGGUUUGCCUCGAUGGGAUCUCAUUUCCAACCUAAGGAUCAUGAAUAUAGAGCUUGCCACCAGCUUUAAGGUAUUCCUGGAUAACUGGAACAUUCAAACAGCACAUUGGCUUAAAAGGGUGUGUUAUGAACGUUGUCCCUACAACCCCACAGCUGCAACCUUCCUGCUGUCAGCCAUGUGGCAUGGGGCUUACCCGGGCUACUAUCUCACCUUCCUCACUGGCAUCGUCAUCACUCUCGCAGCCAGAGCUGUGAGGCACAAUGUAAGACCAUAUUUCUUGGGUUCACCAACUCUCAAGUUUGUGUAUGAUGUCAUCACAUGGGCAGCUACACAGAUUGCCAUUUGUUACACAGUGAUUCCCUUUGUUCUGCUUUCUGUUGGCCCCUCGCUCAAGUUCUACAGGUCAUGGUACUUCUGCAUCCACAUAGGCUGUAUACUGCUGGCCAUCGUGCUGCCUGUGAAACCACGCCACCUGAGGCUGAAAGAGCAACAGCCUGCCGUACAACCGAGCCUGGAGAGCAGAGACAGCAACAGCAACCAGAAACAAAAAGCCACAUGAGUCCUGAAACACCUUACCAAUCUUCUACACACACACAGACUGGGCAGAUGUACCUAUUCUCCAGCCUCUGUCUGGACUGACAGAGAAAAUCAUCUCUUGGCUCAGUAUAGUGGUACUGGGAUUGGACAGUGAUUUGAGCUGAUGGAAUCAGACUGGUAUAAGAGGAGUUUUAUUGCCAAGAAAACACUGUUGUAUAGAAUUAUGUGACCUUGCCUUUGUAAUUCAACCUGUCACAGCAAGUAUUAGUGUCCUCAUCUGGUGGUCUUAUAUUGGGCUGUAAAUAGGUUUUUUUUUUUUUUUUUUUUUUUUUGCAAGGGACAAGACCAAUACCACUUGCAAAAAGCUGGCAAUAUUAUAUUUGAAAGCAAAAUGUUUUAAUGUGGUAGGGGUAAAAAUAAAUAUAACCAAACUAACUAGAAAAUAAUAAAGUUAUUGGAAAAAAGAAGAUCAAAGGAUGGAGGAUGUUUUUGCAAAAGAAACUUAAAAUGUCAAAAAAUUUAAGACAAAAUUUUGAUUCCAAAACUGGGCUCUUGGUCCUUUGUCAUGUUAUGUUUGUUAUGGUCUGUCAUAGCUUCUCGUCCAUGUAGUCUUCACAUAAAACUUUGAAAGUUACGCAUAAUACAUUCCAAUUUAAAGACCAGAGAUUCUUUUCUCAUUAACAAAAGUAUUUUUCAGGAUGAUCCAAUCUAAACGGGGAAUUUUGGAAAGUAAUGAAAUGUUAGCGUAACAUCUGGCAAAAAACAAACAAAAAAAGGUUAGUACUGUUAACUGUGUGACUUUUGUGAGUCAGGCAGGUGGUGAUUCUGUAUGCAGAGUAAUGCACAUUUUGUAUGGCCUCAGUCACCUUCAGGGUUUAGCUUGCUUAAAGUUGGAAAUGAAGCUGAUGUUUGUGUUAAAGAUUGUAGAAGGAUAAAGAAAUUGUAGAGGAUGUCCACUGGAUUUGCUUGAAACAUUACGUUCUCUGUGUGGAUCUGGAGCAUUUGUUUUUUGCAAAUUAUGUGAUUAAAAAAAAGGUCUUUUUACUA
This is a messenger RNA of Carassius carassius (crucian carp), 2735 nucleotides long. RefSeq names its product lysophospholipid acyltransferase 2-like. Gene Ontology annotation, molecular function: acyltransferase activity. Lineage: Eukaryota; Metazoa; Chordata; Actinopteri; Cypriniformes; Cyprinidae. Bases 208 to 1710 code for a protein of 500 amino acids. Gene Ontology annotation, biological process: lipid modification. The transcript is spliced from 14 exons. The record is from RefSeq and is a predicted model, not a curated record. Gene Ontology annotation, cellular component: membrane.